CCACCGCAGUGCUUUAGUUAAUCGCACUAAUAACCGAUCUGCAACGCUCGCGCGCAUGAUCGCAUUUUAACUGUAUUUAGUUUGAUUUCGUCGACUGCAACGCUGGCCACAGCGCUAUCGCGCUUUUUUGCACAAAAUACUGUUUAAAGUGAAAUUUGUAUAUUUUUGUCUUUUUUUACAAAUUUUACGCGCAAAAAUGGUGUUGAAUAAACCGUUAUUUCUGCUACUGCACAUUUUGGCUGCGCGUCAAGUAACGAAUCCAAAUCCACCACAGUGGGAUUAUCGUGAUACAACUAGAUGGAACGCAGAUUAUCCAACUUGUGGCGGGAGACAACAGUCGCCGAUCAAUUUGGAUCAUUAUACCUCGAUUGGAUCGCUUAAGCCGGCUUUGAAGUUCAGAAACUAUGCGCAACCGUUCGCUAGACAACUCACGCUCGUCAAUAACGGGCAUACAGCUGAUAUUACACUGCCAGAGACUGUGCGUGGACCACGGCCCACCAUUUCAGGUGGUCUGUUGGAUGGCGUCUACGAAGCACAGUCGUUACAUUUUCAUUGGGGUGAUGGUAAUCCUCGUGGUUCGGAGCACACCGUCAAUGGUUACCGUUACGAUGUUGAGCUUCAUAUUGUGCAUAAAAAUAUGAAAUAUGGCAAUGCGGAGGAGGCGAUGCAGCGUCCAGACGGUUUGGCCGUGUUGGCAAUUAUGAUUAAUAUUGUGGAUUUUCCAAAUACAUAUUAUCCUGGACUGAAUAGGGUUUUCAAUAGUUUACCUUACGUGCGGGUGGCCGACACAAAUACAACCAUACCUUCGCAACUUAGCUUGAAUCACUUCUUGGGCGAUGUGGAUACGAGAAACUUUUACGCCUACCAAGGUUCACUUACCACACCACCCUGUUCGGAAGCGGUUACCUGGCACGUUUUUCCCAGACCACUUUUGAUCUCACGUGAAUUGAUUAAAAAGUUCUUCGAACUGAGACAGCAAAAUGGUACACCGUUAUGGAAUAACUAUCGCCCGUUGCAAGCGUUGAAUAGACGUCCGGUUUAUCGACGAAAAGGUGGUUUUUAGCGAGCCUACGCCUUCGUACGACACUGACUAUUUAAAUCUCUACUACAAUGGCAUCCAUUGUUGAAAUUCAACGCCACAUUUAAUUUAUUUUAUUUAGUGUUAAUUAUUUAAUUUUAUAACGACUUUUUUAUUUUAAUAAAAAUACUU
Molecule: messenger RNA, 1210 nt
Organism: Zeugodacus cucurbitae (melon fly)
Lineage: Eukaryota; Metazoa; Arthropoda; Insecta; Diptera; Tephritidae
Product: carbonic anhydrase 2
Cellular component (GO): cytoplasm
Molecular function (GO): carbonate dehydratase activity; zinc ion binding
Source: RefSeq, a predicted model, not a curated record